Staurois parvus is the source of this 245-nucleotide messenger RNA. The record is from the annotation of a GenBank genome assembly. NCBI's taxonomy places the organism in Eukaryota, Metazoa, Chordata, Amphibia, Anura, Ranidae.
UGCCCCAUCAUUGGUGUCAGUGGCGGGAGGAAUAGUGCCCCAUUGUUGGUGUCAGUGGGGGGAGGAAUAGUGCCCCAUCAUUGGUGUCAGUGUGGGAGGAAUAGUGCCCCAUCGUUGGUGUCAGUGGGGGGAGGAAUAGUGCCCCAUCAUUGGUGUCAGUUGGGGGGAGGAAUAGUGCCCCAUCUUUGGUGUCAGUGGGGGGAGGAAUAGUGCCCCAUCGUUGGUGUCAGUGGGGGGAGGAAUAG